ACAAAUGCUAGAGACUGAGAUCAAAGACAGGCUCAAGUACCAACAGCAAGUCUUAGACUCUUUUACAAAAAUUGCGACGAAAAUUCUGGACCGUGGUCCCCGUGUCUCAGGAAUUCGUGGUCACUCCUCUCCAAAAAAAUUCAAGUCGCUUUCUCGAAAUAGCUAGGCGAAAGAUCGCACACAAACGCGGUGCAGCUAGAAAAAACUGCUUUGGUCAUUUGUUUCUUACCUCUAUCCACCAGUACUAUUCAUUACAAAACACAUUUAAAACACAUAUAACAAUUCAGAAAGCAACAGUAGAAAAAUCCAAGUUCUUGCUGUCAAAUAUCAGCACAAAAAUUUCCAAAUAUCUACCGCUCCCUGUUGUGAUGGAAUAUACGCGAGGGCCGAAUUUGCACCCACCAUGGUUUUUUGCGUGGUGGGGUAAACAGAUGGGGACAGAAACAGCAAAGGCACAUAGCGCACAGCUCUCCAAGAGAGAAAAGCUCAGGCACUUUUUCCUGUAUCGUUUCAAAUUUCCAAACGAGGUAUUUCGUCGAAGAUCCCGCAGAUUCUUUCGCAAAGACUUCACUGACGAUGGUAUAGAUAAGCCAGGUGCACCAAUUGACCCAGCCCAAUUCCAGAGAAGCAAUGAAAGUGGGGGCUACCGCAUUAUUGCCACAACCAGCAACAACGAUAGUCCGAAAAGAAAGUGUGCUAGUAAAUCUGCAAUCAAUGGAUUUAGAGAAAAUUAUCCCGCUGUCCAAGAAGACAAGCUCACGGCGCAGUCUUUAGCUGACACGAGCGAAAACCGAAGCCUUUUAAAAAAAAUAAGACUUCGUUGGCUUCAGAAUCCUGACUUUGCACCUGUUGUUCAUCCUGAGUCUGGGACACGGAAACUGGUUCCGCAGUCAAUCAGCUUCUUAAAGGAAAUGUGUCCCGGACCUUCCACCACAGAGGUUAGCUGCUCAUACCGAUAAUAUCUUUUCCAGCAUUCACUUAAAUCCCAAACUUACUGAUUAUAGGGGUAGAAGGGGGAAAGAGAAAGAAUGUGUUUUCUUGCUCGAUCAACAGAGAUGUCAUCCAGGGAGAUGAAUCAAAUCCAGUCUGACCGCCCAACUCAAAUUAAUACAUACUAGCA
Messenger RNA from Metschnikowia bicuspidata var. bicuspidata NRRL YB-4993, 1120 nucleotides. RefSeq lists its product as uncharacterized. The transcript has a single exon. NCBI's taxonomy places the organism in Eukaryota, Fungi, Ascomycota, Pichiomycetes, Serinales, Metschnikowiaceae. The coding region runs from base 432 to 959 and encodes 175 amino acids. The record is from RefSeq and is a predicted model, not a curated record.